Molecule: messenger RNA, 2171 nt
Organism: Didymella exigua CBS 183.55
Lineage: Eukaryota; Fungi; Ascomycota; Dothideomycetes; Pleosporales; Didymellaceae
Product: cyclohexanone 1,2-monooxygenase
Exons: 3
Coding region: 322-2058 (578 amino acids)
Molecular function (GO): flavin adenine dinucleotide binding; N,N-dimethylaniline monooxygenase activity; NADP binding
Source: RefSeq, a predicted model, not a curated record
UUCUUCCCGACGCUCGGCACACCUUCUAUCACCGAAAGGGUCAUUCAACGACAUCGUAGAGCCUCCCCGCUUGCUGUGUGACCCAGAUGAGCUGAGCGACCCAUUUGUAGUAUUGUGGCUGCGGUCCUAAAUGCAGCGAACGCAUGGCACUUGCAGCACAGGUCAUAAAGUAUAAAUGUCGACGACACCCAAUCUUAUACUCACAACUCACCACUCAAGCAUACCAUUGCAUCGAGACCCCCAACUCUCGCGCUGGUUCUAACCUGCCGUGCUACCGGGACACUUACAACUCAGCUCUAGACGUAACCAAACAACAGCACCAUGUCCUUCGACACCGAGGUCCUCAUAAUCGGCGCCGGCAUGUCCGGUCUCGGACUCGCCGUCCAAAUCGUGCGAAACUUCGGCAUCAAAAACUUCGAGCUGGUGGAGAAAUCAAACGACGUCGGCGGCACAUGGCUCGCCAACACCUACCCCGGCUGUGGGUGUGAUGUCGCAUCCCACUUCUACUCAUACAGCUUCGCGCUGAACCCGGACUGGAGCAGAAAGUACAGCAUGCGCGAGGAGAUUCAGCAGUACUUUAGAAAUGUGAGCGAUCGAUUUGGGGUCACGGAACGAGUGAGGUUUCAUUCGGUGGUGGAGAGCGCCCGGUGGGACGAGGCAGCCAAGGUGUGGAUCGUGAACGUUUUGGAUCUGCAGACAAAAGAUAGGGUGGUUAGGAGGGCGAAGGUGCUCAUCAGUGGAGUGGGGAGCUUGAGUGUGCCCAAGGAGUGUGAUCUUCCCGGCAAAGAGGAGUUUAAGGGGAAGAUGUUCCAUUCGGCGACGUGGGAUCACAGUUUCGACUGGGGGAACAAGGACGUCGUUGUCUUAGGGAACGGAUGCUCUGCCACACAAUUCGUCCCCAUAAUGUCCGGCGAGGUUGGCGACAAGCCGAUGGUCCGUAAGAUCAAUCAAUUCGCCCGCCAAGCGCAGUAUCUCUCCGAACGCGAGAACCCCUACUACACACCUACCUUCAAAGCGGUUAUGCGUUAUGUUCCGUUAGCUAUGCGCCUCUACCGGGCAAAGCACUAUCACGACAUGGAAUCCGACUGGUCUGGCUUUCCCAUCGACAGUGGCGCCGCGAUUCGCUCUGGUUUGGCGAAAGAGAACGAAGCUUAUGUGAAGCGCAUGGCACCGAAGAAGUAUUGGGACGCUCUGAUACCCAAGGCCGAGAUUGGGUGCAAAAGAAAGGUGCUCGAUACUGAGUAUCUGAAGUGUCUGUGGAGAGAUAACGUCGAUUUGAUACCAGACGAUCCGGUGCAGAAGAUUACAGAGAAGGGCGUUGUGACGAGAUCUGGGCGCGAGAUCAAGGCGGAUGCGAUUGUGCUGGCGAUUGGGUUCGCGACACAACAGAUGCUGUGUCCGAUGGAGAUCACCGGGCGCGAUGGGCUAAGGUUGAACGACUAUUGGGACAAGAGAACUCAAGGCGUAGCUCAAGCCUACUUCGGCACCGUCAUCCCUCACUUCCCCAACUUCUUCGUCCUCAUGGGCCCCAACACCGUAACCGGGCACCUGAGCGUCAUCUACACUGUCGAGUGCCAGAUCAACUUCACCCUUCGCUUACUCGCUCCCAUCCUUAAAUCCCUCCCGUCCUAUCGCUCGCGCUCACUCAUCCCCUCCCUCUCCGCGGCCCCAACAACAGUCGAGGUCCUCCCUUCAGCUGCCGCCCUCGAUUUCGAAUGGACGCAGCGCGAAGCCAAGAAGCUCGUCUGGGCGUCCGGAUGCACGAAUUGGGCCAUUGAUCCCAAGACGGGGCUGAACAACAUGAUGUAUCCUGAUUGGCAGUUUAUGUUUUGGUGGAGGAGCGUGUUUUGGCAAAAGCAGGAUUUCGUGUUCAAGGAUGAGAAGGCGAGAGAGGUGCAGCCGGGGAGAGCGAGGAAGUGGCUUCUCAGAGUUCUGACGGCGGGUGCGUUGGUCGGCGUGUUCGUCGGGAAGGACUGGUUGAGAGAGGAGCUACCGAGGCAAUUGAGGGAUUUUGAUGCGAGGGAGUUGGUGAGGAGUUUGACUGCUGGGAGAGUGUAAGAGUAGCGAAACACAAGACAGCUCGUGUCAAAAGAUGGUACCAAGCAUUGGAACUAGCUCAUUGAGUAUUGUAGAUUUGAAGUUUUCUUAUGAAUGAUGAGGAGGUUGGGUAC